Messenger RNA from Tarenaya hassleriana, 2046 nucleotides. RefSeq names its product probable sulfate transporter 3.3. Gene Ontology annotation, biological process: transmembrane transport. Lineage: Eukaryota; Viridiplantae; Streptophyta; Magnoliopsida; Brassicales; Cleomaceae. Bases 30 to 1925 code for a protein of 631 amino acids. Gene Ontology annotation, cellular component: membrane. The record is from RefSeq and is a predicted model, not a curated record. The transcript is spliced from 12 exons. Gene Ontology annotation, molecular function: secondary active sulfate transmembrane transporter activity.
AGGAGAGGGAGUAGCAAGGAAGAGGGGAGAUGGAGGUGCAGAAGGUCGUCUUGCCACCGCGAAGGAGCACCGCCGAGAAACUGAAGGGGCGGCUGAAGGAGACAUUCUUCCCGGAGGAUCCGCUCCGGCAGUUCAGAGGGCAGUCUCCCAACACGAAGCUGAUAAUGGCCGCCCAGUACAUUUUCCCGAUCCUCGAGUGGGCCCCUCACUACUCUCUCUCCCUCCUCAAAUCCGACGUCGUUUCCGGCCUCACCAUCGCCAGCCUCGCUAUCCCUCAGGGCAUCAGCUACGCUAAGCUUGCCAACCUCCCUCCCAUCGUCGGUCUAUAUUCGAGCUUCGUGCCGCCGCUGGUGUACGCGGUGCUGGGAAGCUCGAGGGAUCUGGCGGUGGGGCCAGUCUCCAUAGCGUCCCUCAUAUUGGGGUCUAUGCUCAGGCAGGAAGUGUCUCCGAACAACGAUCCUGUCCUCUUCCUCCAGCUGGCCUUCACUUCCACCUUCUUCGCUGGUCUCUUCCAAGCCUCUCUCGGCCUUCUCAGGCUAGGGUUUAUAAUAGAUUUCAUGUCGAAAGCAACGCUGACAGGGUUCGGGGGGGGCCCAGCCAUAAUAGUGUCACUGCAGCAGCUGAAGGCUCUGCUUGGGAUCACCCAUUUCACUAAGCAGAUGGGAGUAGUCCCUGUUCUCUCCUCUGUUUUUCGCCACACCGACGAGUGGUCAUGGCAAACAAUUUUGAUGGGAGUCUGCUUCUUGGUGUUCCUCCUCGCCACUCGACACCUCGGUAUGAAGAGGCCGAGGCUGUUCUGGGUGUCAGCGGGAGCUCCACUCGUCUCUGUGAUCGUCUCUACGCUUCUUGUCUUCGCUUUCAGGGCAGAUCGUCACGGCAUCACCGUCAUCGGGAAAUUACAAGAAGGGCUGAACCCGCCGUCCUGGAAUAUGCUCAAGUUUGGUGGAAGGCAUCUGGGUUUGGUCGCCAAAACAGGACUCAUCACCGGGAUAGUCUCGCUCACCGAAGGAAUAGCAGUGGGGAGGACAUUCGCGGCGCUGAAGAACUACCGUGUGGACGGUAACAAAGAGAUGAUAGCAAUAGGCCUAAUGAACCUCAUCGGCUCUUCCACCUCAUGCUACGUCACCACUGGGGCGUUCUCGAGAUCAGCGGUGAACCACAACGCGGGAGCCAAGACGGCUGUAUCAAACAUAAUAAUGUCGGUGACGGUGAUGGUGACGCUGCUCUUUCUAAUGCCAUUGUUCCAAUACACUCCAAACGUUGCCUUGGGUGCUAUCAUUGUUACAGCCGUCGUCGGCCUCAUUGACAUCCCUUCCGCUCUUCAUAUCUGGAAGAUCGAUAAGUUCGAUUUUCUUGUCUUCCUCUGCGCUUUUCUGGGUGUUAUUUUCAUCUCCGUCCAACAUGGCCUUGCCAUUGCGGUGGGGAUUUCGAUGUUGAAGAUAAUGAUGCAGAUAACGAGACCGAAAACGGUGAGGAUGGGGAAUAUUCCGGGGACUGGCAUUUACCGGAAUCUUGACCAUUACAAGGAGGCUCAGAAGAUCCCCGGAUUCCUCAUCUUAAGCAUUGAAGCUCCCGUCAAUUUCGCCAACUCCACCUACCUCACUGAAAGAAUAUCAAGGUGGAUAGAGGAUUGCGAAGCAGAAGAAGCUGCAGAGAAGCAUUCCAGUCUCCGGUUCUUGAUUGUCGAAAUGUCUGCCGUGAGUGGGGUGGACACGAACGGAGUAUCCUUCUUUAGGGACUUGAAGAGAGCAACGGAGAAGAAAAGCAUCGAGCUGGUGCUGGUGAACCCACUGAGCGAGGUGAUGGAGAAGCUGCAGAGAGGGGAUGAGGCAGGAGACUUCAUGAGGCCCGAAAGCCUCUUCUUGACCGUGGCCGAGGCCGUCUCCUCCCUCUCUCUCAAAUCCCACUCUCCCAACAACGUCUAAUUGCUACGCACCAUUCACGUCUUCUUCUCUCCAUCUUCAUUAUGUAUACGAUAGUUUCCCAUUUAAGGGUUGUGUCAUUAUGAUAACGUUUUAGACAUUAAUAAAUCACAUAUUUUCAUCC